Magallana angulata is the source of this 3604-nucleotide messenger RNA. Its product is annotated as netrin-1-like. The record is from RefSeq and is a predicted model, not a curated record. Lineage: Eukaryota; Metazoa; Mollusca; Bivalvia; Ostreida; Ostreidae. Gene Ontology annotation, molecular function: protein binding. The transcript is spliced from 7 exons. Bases 598 to 2490 code for a protein of 630 amino acids.
UUAUAGGCACAUAUCAUUAUUGAAAGAGUCUAAGAGAGGCAUACUCAUUGUAUAAAGCGCAAAAGAGGGGAAAUAUAUGUGAUUUUCAUAUUUUAUUGAGGUAUAUAUAUAAUUGUAACUACGCCGUGUGUACAUUGUAUUUUGUGUGACGAAUGGAUGUUAGAAAUCGUCGACUGCAAGCUUAACUUGUUAUUGUAUCGAUAGAGAGGAAAAAUAGACGAGAUUUAUCCAAAGGAAACCCGGUUCCCCGAUCAUCGGCAGGGCAGUGAAGAGGUGCAUAGUCAUCAGAAAUUCAUCCAUUUAAAAUAAACACAACCAUUGAAAACCAAAAUUCCAGGAGGAGAAAUUAAAGAAGAAUGAAGUUGAGGAGAUUUCGACGUCACUGAACGGUUGUUAGAAGCCCAAAAGAUGUUCAAGAUUCUAUGCGGAACCUGAUAGUUGCUCGAGAUGAAUUUUAGAGAUAUCAUCGUUAUGCAUUCGUAGUAUAUUUGAUCGAAACCUUGUGUGUUCCCGUCUUUUUUUUCAUUUAUUUUCCCGUGUAUAUUGGAUAUAAGUUUAUUAUUUAUCUUUCUUAUUUUUCAAAGAGAAGCUGUAUUUAUGUAUCCCGUGACGAUGAAAUUUAAAUUCAAAUAUUCCUUACAAUCACUUUUCCGGAAUUAUUUAGUUUACGUCCUGCUGUGGAUGCUGAUGUUUCUUGAUGUUACAUCACAGUUUAACAAUAUGUUCGCUGCCCAGGACCCUUCCGACGACCCGUGUUACGACGAGAAGGGGGGACCCAAACAGUGCAUUCCUGAUUUCGUGAACGCUGCCUUCGGUCAGGAGGUAGUGGCAUCCAGCACCUGUGGCUCGCCACCUAGUAGAUACUGCCAGUCGACAAGAGACAAGGAUAGGGUUGUAAGGAACUGUUUCAUCUGCGACUCCAAGCACCCCAAACGAAUGCACCCCCCGUCUUAUCUUACAGACCUGAACAAUGCCAAUGAUCUGACGUGUUGGAUGUCCAACACGUUCGUACAGUACCCCCAGAACGUUACCCUGAAGCUGUCCUUGUCCAAAAAGUACGAGCUUACCUACAUCAGCUUACAAUUCUGCUCUUCCAGGCCAGAAUCUAUGGGAAUAUACAAGAGCACGGAUUAUGGUAAAUCGUGGGUUCCAUUUCAAUAUUACUCUAGCAAUUGUAAGAAAAUGUACGCCAAGUCCCCUAAAGGUGUUGUGUCGCGAUCAAACGAACAAGAGGCGUUAUGCACGGAACAGUACAGUAAUAUAGAACCCCUGAACGGGGCGAGGGUGGCGUUCAGUACUUUAGAGGGUCGUCCGUCGGCUUACGAUUUUGAGAAUAACGCCAUUCUCCAAGACUGGGUUACAGCGACAGACAUCAUGAUCGUCUUUAACAAACUGAACACGUACAAUGACGAAAACGAGGACGAUGACGGGGUGAGGGAGAGCUAUUACUACGCCAUGUCCGACCUGGCGGUAGGGGGGCGAUGUAAAUGUAACGGCCAUGCUUCCAAGUGCGUCAAAAAUCGCUCUGGACAGUACGUCUGCGAGUGCAAGCACAAUACGGCGGGAAAUGACUGCGAAAAGUGUAAACCCUUCCAUUUUGAUCGACCGUGGGCUCGGGCUACUUCCGCUGAUGCUAACGCAUGUGUCGCCUGUAAUUGUAAUCUCCACGCCCGUCGUUGUCGUUUUAACGAGGGCCUGUACACCCUCUCUGGAAAAACCAGCGGCGGGGUGUGCAUAAAAUGCCGAGAUAAUACGGCUGGUCGAAACUGCCAUUACUGUCGUCAAGGCUAUUUCAGGGACCUCGACAAGCCGAUGACGCACCUGAACGCGUGCAAAGCCUGCAAAUGCCACCCCGUCGGAGCUCUUGGAAGAAUCUGUAACCAAACAACUGGUCAAUGCCCUUGCAAAGAUGGCGUCAUUGGAAGAACUUGCAACCGUUGCCAUAGUGACUACGACCAAACGGCUUCAUUAAUACAGCCUUGCAUUAUUGCCACGACGACAGCACCACCAUUUAUAAAUUCUACCACAGAUGGCGCUCCAACUAAACGACCAACAACACCACCGCCAGGCAUAAAAUGUAGACCCCAAAAAUGCAAAAAGAAGCAGCGAAGACUAAAUCUCCGAAAAUUCUGUCGAAGAGAUUAUGCAAUCCAGGCCAAUAUUUUGUCCCGCAAGACCGAGGGAGAGUGGAUGAAGUAUACCAUAAACGUCAUCAGUAUAUACAAACGCAGUUCCCAUCAGAAGCGGGGUGAAACAUUCCUCUGGGUUCCCAAACGCCAUGUGAAAUGUAAAUGUCCGAAACUGCGGCUAGGCAGACGAUAUUUCCUUGUCGGUCGUCUGCGCAGCACCUACAGAAAGCCCGGAUAUAUUGCAGAUAACAGUACAGUUGUGAUUAGGCACCGCGACCGGUGGCACAAGAAAAUAAAAUCAUACAUGAGGAAAGAGAGAAGAGGAAAGUGUAAUAGUUCCGAUCGAAGGAGAAGAACAUAGUGACUUUUCACGAUGAUUUUCAUCGAAAUGGUUGUGAAUAGAAAAAUAAAACCAAACCAAAGAUUUUUUUAUUGAACAAAAGUAGAGUACUUGGUUGGGUGUUGCAAUCAAAGAGACAAUAAGACUGAAUAUCCUUUCCACUAAUCGGCAAUUGCAUUUAAGUAAAAAGACAUGCAGUGAUCUUUCUGAGAGGAUGUCUGGCAUACGUGACAAUGCCAAACACACACAAAACAUCCCCUAAAGAAAGCUACGCGUGAUCUGGCGAAAUCGUUCGAGAUCUGGCGAACUCACGUAAGAUCUGGCGAAAAAACAUAUUGUGUGAAUUGAAUAUCAAAGUGACAGAAAAUUUUUGAAAUCUGCCUUUGAUUUCACGUGAAUCCCAGCAUCGGAUCUCUUUCAUAUAUUGGCUGAACUAUUUCUUAGAGACACGCCAAAUUGGUGACUCUCAGAGAACGGCCUAUUAUAUAAAAGGAGGUGGUUGCAAGCAGAAUGCAUUGUGUGGAUUUAUCAAAGUUGUAUAUUUUGCCAAAGUCGUUAAAUUUCACGUGUUGUACAGUUUUUUUGGUUUUUUUUAUAUUUUAUUACAGUGUCUGGUAAUUAUCGAUGGAUAAACAUGUUUCAAAUGAUGGUAUACCGAAUGUUCUGUGCAGGAUUUCUAAGAAUUUUCAUUUUUGGUAUCUGUUAUCAAAAGAGCGAGAUGACGCACAAUCCAGUUUUUUUUCUUACGUGGUUCUCUUUAUAUUUCAUCUGCAAUAUUGAUGAUGAAAUUGCAUUAAACAUGAAAUAUGACUACAAUUAUUAUCAAGAAAAAAAAUUAAUAGUGUGCUGGAACAAGGCUUGUUGUAAAUAUUAUUAUGUUGUGGUGUCUAUUUCAUGACAGAGUUGCAGAUUUUAACUGCAAUUUAGAUGAAAUGAAAUACUCCUUGUGGUCAGUAAAAUGGUCAAAUGACGUCAUCCGAUGUAUUUAUUUAUAUCCGUUACUUAUCUGUUGUAAUUAUUGUUUUCAUUACUUGUAAUUAAAUGUAUUUUAAUUAAGAUGCUAUUAUUACUACCCGUCAUUUCUUGAAUGAUUCUUCAACACAUGAACCAAAAUAAAUUUCAUUUAAUAUUGUUA